Messenger RNA from Eublepharis macularius, 969 nucleotides. RefSeq names its product olfactory receptor 4Q3-like. Lineage: Eukaryota; Metazoa; Chordata; Lepidosauria; Squamata; Eublepharidae. Gene Ontology annotation, biological process: G protein-coupled receptor signaling pathway. The transcript is spliced from 2 exons. The coding region runs from base 4 to 969 and encodes 321 amino acids. Gene Ontology annotation, cellular component: membrane. Gene Ontology annotation, molecular function: olfactory receptor activity; G protein-coupled receptor activity. The record is from RefSeq and is a predicted model, not a curated record.
CUCAUGAAUGUCUCCUCUGUCACUGAGUUCGUCUUCCGGGGUAUCUCCUGCUCCCAUCCCAUCCGGCACCUUCUCUUUGUCCUGGUGUUGGCCUGCUAUACCACCAUCAUUUUGGGCAAUCUUCUCAUUGUGGUCACCGUCAACAAAGAGCCCUGCCUCCGCCAAUCCCCCAUGUACUUUUUCCUGGCUAGUCUCUCCAUCAUUGAUGCUAUGUUGGGGUGUGUGGCUGCCCCUAAGAUGAUGGCUGACCUUGUGACCUGUGGCAACACCAUUUCAUUUGGGGGCUGCUUGGCCCAGGUCUUCUUCCUUCACUUUUUUGGUGGCUCAGAGAUGCUUCUCCUCACACUCAUGGCUUAUGAUCGCUAUGCAGCAAUCUGCCAACCACUGACCUACGCUGUCACAAUGAACCGCCCACGCUGUGCCCGGCUACUUGCCUUGUGCUGGGUCGGAGGCUUCAUCCAUUCCACAACCCAACUGGUACUCAUCCUCCGGCUUCCGUUCUGUGGCCCCAAUGAACUGGACAGCUUCUACUGUGACGUUCCACAGGUGGUCAGGCUUGCUUGUGCCAACACCUAUGUUACUGAGCUCCUCAUGGUGGCCAACAGUGGCUUGCUCUCCCUGCUCUGCUUCUUCACGUUGCUAGUUUCUUAUGGUGUAAUCAUUGCAACCCUUCGGGGGCACUUCAAGGAAAUGGGAGGGAAGGCUCUCUCCACCUGCAGCUCUCACUUGAUGGUGGUCUGUCUCAUUUUCGUGCCCUGCAUUUUUGUGUAUCUCGUACCAUUCUCCAGCUCCAGGGUGGACAAGAUGGCUUCCAUAUUCUACACAGUAGUCACACCUGCCCUCAACCCUAUCAUAUAUACUCUCAGGAAUCAUGAAAUGAAGGAAGCUGUGGGGCGGAUGCAGGGUAGAAGGGAGGGAAAGCUGAAACCUCUCCUCCAGAGCUUUGUGGAUGAAGGGAUGAGGGUAUAG